Cuscuta campestris is the source of this 1706-nucleotide messenger RNA. The record is from the annotation of a GenBank genome assembly. NCBI's taxonomy places the organism in Eukaryota, Viridiplantae, Streptophyta, Magnoliopsida, Solanales, Convolvulaceae.
CUUUAGUUUGGGACAGGGUUGAGUAUGCCCCAUGACUCUUACCAAAUUUGUUUUUAAACAUUUGUUUUAAAAUAGUGUGUGAUGUGUUGUGUGGGAAUGUGGCAGCUAGGCAAAUGGGUUUUGCAGACAAGAGAGAAUGCCCAACCUUAUGUAAAUUAGCUUCUGAUUAUAUAAGAAAAUCAGAAGGAUGCGAGGAAGAAAUAUAUAAUUUCUUUGCCACUGAAGCGGGUGCGGAUUCUCUAUUCAUAAAGCUUGUGGAAGAGCUUGAAAGAUUGAUCCUUAGUUACUUCGCAUUUCAUUGGAGCCAAGCUUCUAAUAUGAUCAGUCAGGUUUUGAAUGCUGCUGAUCAUACUGAGCCAAAAAAGAAGCUGAAGAACAUUGUCAUGGCAGCUACUAGAGAGCAGAGAUUUGAGAGGGUGACCAAGAAUCUAAAGGUUGCAAGAGUCUUUACAACCUUAGUUGAGGAGAUGAAAGCCAUAGGACUUGUUGGUGCUGACGAUUCACAAUGCACAGAUGUGAUGGUUCCUAUGGCUCACAAGGACAGGAGCCCUGUGCUUCUCUUCAUGGGUGGUGGCAUGGGAGCAGGGAAAAGCACUGUGCUCAAGGACAUCCUAAAAGAACCUUUCUGGGUUGGAGCAGCUGGGAAUGCUGUUAUUAUAGAGGCAGAUGCCUUCAAAGAAACCGAUGUGAUCUACAAAGCUCUUAGUUCCAGGGGCCAUCAUGACAUGCUUCAAACAGCAGAAUUGGUGCAUCAAUCAUCAACGGAUGCAGCAUCAUCUCUGCUUGUAACUGCACUGAAUGAAGGACGGGAUGUGAUCAUGGAUGGCACACUUUCUUGGAUACCGUUUGUGGUACAGACAAUAACAAUGGCUAGAAAUGUUCACCGGUACCGUUAUAGGAUGGGAGCUGGCUACAGAGUUGAAGAUGACGGAACUGUGACUGAGAAUUACUGGGAAAGGAUUGACGAGGAGCCCAACGACCCUGUUGAUGGGGUUAAAAAGAGAAGGGCUUACAGAAUAGAAUUGGUUGGAGUUGUCUGUGAUGCUUAUUUAGCUGUUAUUCGAGGAAUCAGGAGAGCUAUCAUGUGUAGAAGAGCUGUGAGAGUAAAUUCACAGCUGAAGUCUCACAAGAGGUUUGCAAAUGCAUUUACAACAUACUGCAACUUAGUAGAUAAUGCCAGACUUUACAGCACAAAUGCUCUUGAAGGCCCUCCCAAAUUGAUAGGGUGGAAGGACAGGGACAAGACGUUAUUGGUUGAUCCAGAUGAGAUAAAUGUGUUGAAAGUGGUAGGGAGAUUGAACGAGGAUGCGGACUCGAUAUGUAGCCUGUAUAACCACCCUCACCCAGCAUACCAGAGAGGUUCAUUUUGGAAAGACAUUGUGUUGUCACCUUCAAGGUUGAACAUUCAAAAGGAGCUCAAGUGCACCAUCAAGAAAAUUGAACGAUUUAUUCAUCAUCAUCAUGGCUAGUUUUUUUUGUUGAUGAAUAUAUAAAAUUUUGUCACUAUGAGAGGAAUGAAGGGGAAUUUUGAUCCAUCAAUUGUUCAUAAUUUUUUUUAUUGCAAUGUAGCCUGUUGUGGUUGUCAAAUAUGGUUUAUAGUCUCCUCCCUCAAAGCAUUCAAAAGUGGUCAUUUUGUUCUGUCAUGCCCAAUCUGGUUCUUUAAUACCCAAACGCGUCCUACUCCUCGGACACUGACAUUGUUUUUA